AUGUCACGAUUAGAAUGUAAUUCUAAAGUUGAAAAAGGUGGAAGUAAAGGAAAUAAACGUAAUGAAAAAGCGCAAACAGAAUUUUUAUCAAUCAAGAAAUUGGCAACUACGUUGUUUCAUGAACAUAAACAAUUAAGUGACGAUAAACUCAAAGAAAGACUGACAUUGAUACUUCAUGAUGAUAAUCAUUGUAUCAAACAACUUCAAAAAUUAAAGGAGAAGGGUGUCACAUUUGAUCAGCUCUGGAAUAAAAAAAUUUAUUCUACUCUUCUUAAUGCAAGUCACAAUAAAAGAGGAUAUUAUAUUCAACAUGUCAAAGAAAAUAAUGUUAAAAAAGUUCACGAAAACUUGUACAUGCUAAGUGACCCAGAUAAUUCUUCAUCUAAAAUGUAUAUGGAUACACAAUCAGUCCUUGAAGCAAUCUUUAAUGAAAAACAUAUAUCAACUAAAUUUAAUGCAGAAGUUGUAGAUUCUUGGAUUGAAGUUUUAACAGAUACCAAACAAUAA
Messenger RNA from Funneliformis caledonium, 507 nucleotides. NCBI's taxonomy places the organism in Eukaryota, Fungi, Glomeromycota, Glomeromycetes, Glomerales, Glomeraceae. The record is from the annotation of a GenBank genome assembly.